CGCGCUUCUGCAGGAUGUGCUAUCACUUGCCGAGUUUCUCGCUCCUGAUAAUGCUGGUGGCGCUGAGGCGGCUGAUUGUUGUGCUGCAAUCUCGAAUCAUGUUGAGGCUGCUGUCGAGUUGUUUGGCGCUGUGCGGUCUGCUUCUGCUUUCGGGAGCGCUCAUCUGGCAGGCCAGUUUUAAGGGCGGCUGCAUAGCUGCUUGCAGCUUGAGGCAUUGGCUGCUGGUGUUGCACUUGCUGACGGAAUGGGUUGUGCUGCGGCUGCUUCUGCUGCUCAGAGGGCCGCUGUGGUUGCUGCUGUUGUGCCUGCUGGCCCUGAACAACUGGAGGCCGAAGCGGUUGCUGCUUUGGUCGUCCCUGUUGCCUACCAGAGCUAAUUGGAAUGCAUUGUUUUUGAAGAAGAUGCAGCCCCUGUAACUAGCAGCAUGUGGGCCCUUACAAUUAGCACAUUUCGCUUCUGCACUAGGCGCCUUUUCACAGAGUGUUGAUGGGUGCUCUUGUCCGCACUUUACGCAUCUAAAUAUGCGGCGACAGUAAUUUUUUGUGUGUCCAAUCUGUUGGCAACGGUGGCACUGCACAACAUCCGUAUUUCUUAUUGGCUUUUCGACUUUGACUCGCUGGCCUCCCAGGACUGUUAAGUCGAAAAUUUCGUUAUUGUUCUUUUUAGGCUCAAGCUCAACUUGAAAGAGAUCAAGAGGCUCGCCAGAGAAACGCUUCUUGAUAACAUUUACAAAUCGAACGUUGUGUCCCUUGUCACUAAGCUUCUGCUUGAUCCAGUCAUUAGGAGUAGCUCGGUGAAGGUGUCUAAUUACUACUCUGAAGCCACGGUCACUGCUCAGUUGGUAAGUAUGGGACUCAACACUACAUUCUUCAAAGAAUCUUACUAGUGCGCGGUAUGAGCUAAUGUCGUUGCACUGAAUACGAAGUCCGCGAUCCGAAGUCGGUUUGGUGUGGUAGUUACCCUCUCCAAUUAAGUCAUCAAUGUCCUUUAGGAAUGGGACAAUAUUACCGUUAAGUCCAGGCACGUAGAGCGGUUCAGGCCUGAUCUUAACAUUGCUGGCAACGUCUGGAACAUUGGGUUCUGCGUUAGAGUUAUUGGUAGGCAUAAGUGGGGGUAUAUGUUGUGGUCCCUCAGGCCUGGCAUUCAUAUUGAUAGUAGCGAUGUCCUCAGCAUCUGUUUCAGGAUUUGGGUUUAUAAUCGGCUGAGGGGUAACGUCCAUUGCUUCAACGUCCACAUCUUCAUCUUCCAAGGACACAGUUUCAACAUUUUCAUCUUCAUUGGCUUUUUUCUUCUGUGUCCUAGGGCUUUCACCACCAGUGACACGACGUUUUCGCUGCACUUUUUGACAAGUCUCCUCUUGUCGUGCUUUUAGAUAGUUUUCUCUAAGUGACGAUGUCUUGCUAGAUCUAGCCGACACAGAGGCAUCUGUUCCACUCGCGACGGCCUGAGCGUUUGCAGCACCGAGUCUCCUUAUGAACUCAUCGUCGUCCCAGUCAGAGGAACUUCCAGAUUUUACGUUUCCAAUUUCUUUUAGCUUGAUA
Messenger RNA from Drosophila novamexicana, 1541 nucleotides. RefSeq lists its product as uncharacterized. NCBI's taxonomy places the organism in Eukaryota, Metazoa, Arthropoda, Insecta, Diptera, Drosophilidae. The coding region runs from base 15 to 416 and encodes 133 amino acids. The record is from RefSeq and is a predicted model, not a curated record. The transcript is spliced from 2 exons.